Verticillium nonalfalfae is the source of this 537-nucleotide messenger RNA. RefSeq lists its product as uncharacterized. The record is from RefSeq and is a predicted model, not a curated record. NCBI's taxonomy places the organism in Eukaryota, Fungi, Ascomycota, Sordariomycetes, Glomerellales, Plectosphaerellaceae. The transcript has 2 exons. The coding region runs from base 1 to 537 and encodes 178 amino acids.
AUGUCGUGGAAGAUUCAGGACUUACCCGAGAAGGGUUCCGCGGCGGCCACACACAGGAAUGCCACGCGCCGCCUGCUCAAGGAACUGGACGUCUGGCGGCGCGAGCAGGUCGACGAGCGGGGCGUCGAGAGACUGGGGCCCGUCGGGGACGAGGACCUGCUGCACUGGGAGGCCGUGAUCAACGGGCGGGGAAUCGGGGGAGGUUACGACGAUGGACGCUGGCUACUCUCCAUUGAGGUCCCAACGACGUAUCCCCUCCGCCCGCCAACGAUCCGCUUCGUGACGCCCAUUGUGCACGCCAAUGUUGCUCUGGACUCGGGCGAGAUCUGCCUCGACCUGCUGAAGGAUGCGUGGACGCCGGCAUAUAGCGUGCUCGAGAGCGUGAGGGCUGUACGGACGCUGCUGGGCUACCCGGGCGUGGACAGCCCGUUGAACGUCGACGUCGCGGCUCUGCUGAGGGCAGGGGACGCGGUCGGUGCAAAGGGGCUGGUGGAAUACUGGAUCGGCGAAGAGGGGGGCCGGUAUAACGGUACAUAA